Messenger RNA from Dermatophagoides pteronyssinus (European house dust mite), 1915 nucleotides. RefSeq lists its product as uncharacterized. Gene Ontology annotation, biological process: sensory perception of taste. The record is from RefSeq and is a predicted model, not a curated record. Gene Ontology annotation, cellular component: membrane. NCBI's taxonomy places the organism in Eukaryota, Metazoa, Arthropoda, Arachnida, Sarcoptiformes, Pyroglyphidae.
CAUUGUCGACCAAUGUAUGAAUAUAAGUAUAUGGUCAGAUCUGUCAAACACGUUGAUAAUGAUAAAACGUCGUUUAUGUGCGAGUUGCCUGAAAUGUUUUGUUUUGUUUUCAUCAAAUUCACCAUCAAGAUUUUCAUGCAAAAUUCUGUGAAAAAACAUUGCCCAAACGUUUUUUUAUUGAUUGUGAAUGGAAUCAAUUUUAAUCUCGUUUGUUUGCCUGAGAUUUAGUUUCCGUUUGUUAUAUUCAUCGAUUUUUCGGGUGUUUUCAUUUUAGAUAUUGAUUUCGAAUUUGUUAUCAUGUCAGAAUCAAUCGAAAUGAAAGUUGCUCCUGUUCCCGAUCAACCAAUUGGUACGGAUAGCAAACAUUCUAACGAAUUGAAAAAUCGCUCAAAAAAUUCCUCAAUUAUAUUAUUGGAUGAUGUAAAUAAACCACAAACGUCGAUGGAUGACAAAGAUCGAUCUUCUUUGAAUACCGAAAAAUUGGGUAUCAGUAGUAGUGAUGGCGAUGAUUUAGAACCUAUAGACAUGUCGAUCAAUUUGUAUGAAACAAUUUUAUCCAUAAUGAUUCCCUAUAUUCUUGUGGGCUGUCCAUUUAAUUAUUGCUUUGAUCGUAAAAAACAUUCGUGCGUUAAUUCAAUAUUUAUGAAAAUUUAUACGUUUGUCAUUUCAAUAUUGGUACACGCAAUGGUCGUGUUUUGGUUGGUUCGUCUUAUGUACAAUUUAUUCUCACGCAAACAUUUGACCAGUGAAUCAAUUGAAGAUAUAUUCAUUUUUUCAUAUUUACUGGCCGGCGUGGUUGGUCUUGAUCUAAUAUGGUUUAAUCGGAAACGAAUUGACUAUGUUUUACACUUACUUGAUAUAAAUCCAAUUGAUAAACGUUGUCAGACAUUACUUGCACAUAGUUGUUUCCGUUUUAAAUGGAAUCGUUGGAAAUUCCAUUUAUUAACUUCUAUUUCAUAUGUAUUUGCAGCAUUGCUUAUUUUCUAUUAUGGAUAUUUGAUAUACAGUGCUAUAGACAUAAUAACCGAUAAAGAUCAAAACCUUGAACUCAUAUCCUGGCUACGUACUAUGCGUUUCAUUACAAUUUACGCAUUAUAUUUUUUUGUUGCUGAUGCUGUAUUAUUGAUUGCCUUAGUUUGGUCACUCAAAUUUCGUAUUAUACAUCUGAAUUUAUUCAUUAAAAAUUUGAUCAAAAUCGAAGAUGUUCCAGAAAUAGAUGACAUUGAAAUCAUCAAAUCAUGGUUUCAAAGCAUUUUGAAAAUAACUCGAAAAAUCGAUGAUUCAUUCGCAUUUUACUUACCAGUGUUCAUUGGAUUCCUAUUUUUUGGCAUCAUUUAUUUCGUUAGCCAAACAAUUAAUAUUGUCAAAUCGGGUGUCAAUGGCGAAAGUGCACAAUUUCUUUCGACAGCAUGUUUAUCAUUUCUAAUGUCAUUAAUAUUGUUCUAUGGUCUAAAAGAAUUGAGUGACAUUCAUCAACUAUCGUCAAUGACCAAAUUGAUUCUGUACGAUUAUGUGCUAGAUACGAAACCCCAAGACAGAUCAACGAAAUUUUUUGAAGAGAUAAAUUUUGUUGCUAAUGGACUGCUAUCUAAUCAAGCAACAUUCACAUUACUUGGACAAAUCGAAUUAAAUAGAAGAUUUCUAGCCAAACUUAUUUUGAUUAUUUAUUCUUAUACAGUUAUUUUCAAUCAAUUCGAAAGAAAAAUUCCAUCAACAACAAUGUCAAAUUGAUAAAGUCGAAAUUCCUAUGUACAAUAGAUUCACGCAAAACAAAUACCGCAUAAAUUAAUUUGAUGCAUUAUUUUCACCAAGAAUAUUAUCAUUGUAAUAAUCACCAAAAAAGAUAUAUUAGAAGUAACAUUUUUUUCAUCCUCAAAGUCAUAAUAUACAAAAUUGUUUCGAAUAUUCACAGCAU